Prorocentrum cordatum is the source of this 1914-nucleotide messenger RNA. NCBI's taxonomy places the organism in Eukaryota, Dinophyceae, Prorocentrales, Prorocentraceae. The record is from the annotation of a GenBank genome assembly.
AUGACCGUAGGUCCCCGAUCCGGGCCGCCGCCGCCCUCUCCGCCGAGCUCCCCGGGGGCCGAAGGCCACGCCCUGGCCGAGCUGCGCGGGCUCUGCGGGGGCAUCGACGCCGACGGGAGCGGCUGCAUCUCCCGGCUGGAGCUGGUCGAGGCCGUGCAGCGGUGCCCCGCCGUGGCGGCGCUGGUGCUCCCGGGCGCGGACGGCGCGCGGGUCCUCGAGGACGAGGCCACUUUCGACGCGCUCGGCGCGGCGUUCGAGGCCAUCGCCAGGGGCAGGCAGCGGAUCCGCGUGGACGACUUCGUCCGACGCCCGACCUUCUGGGGGGCCCGACAGCGGAAGGGGCCCGACGGCGUGGACGAGGUCCGCCGGGCCUUCGACCUUGCGGACUCGGACGGGGACGGCACGGUCUCGAGGCUGGAGCUGCUGGGGGCGGUGAAGCGGCAUCCGCAGGCGUUGCCAGGGUUCGACGCCAGCCGAGUCAUGAGCGACCAGGAUGCCUUCGACGCCGUCCACCGCGUUUUCGACGCGGUCGCGGCGGGCAAGCGCCGCAUCGGUUUCGCAGAUUUUCAGAGUUACUUCGGCGGGACCCGCGCGGGGCAGGUGGCGCUGGAGUGCGGCGGGGUGGGAGGCUGCAGGCAUCGGGGCGACACCCGCGUGUUUUUGCUCGACCCCACUGGCCUCCACAGGUUCUCUGUCGCGCAGGCGGGCUUCUCCGUGCACUGGUGCGCGGGCCCGCCAAGCCCUCAUUCGUGGGCCGCUCCCGCAGUUCAGCAGCUCCAUGCUAUCGGGGCCGAGAUAGACAGCGUCCAGCCCCACGUGCUCGCGUGCGCGUCCCAGGCCUCCGACUGCGUCUACGCUCUGUGGCAGGCGGGCCUGUGGCGAGGCCCCACCGUGCUCAUCAAUCCACGGACGGUCUGCCGGCAGCUCCCCGCCGAUGUUCCCGUGGUCUUGAUCCACGGCGGCAGUGACGCCAAGAGCGGCGUGCCGCGCCCGGAGUUGGAGCGGCUUGUCGCUGCGAGCUCUGGCGGGGCUCGGGGGGGCUUCCUGUUCCUGGUGGACCCGUCGACCUUCUGCGGCAGCGCCCUGCUGAAGAGCGAUUGCCUGCCGCGGCUGCUGGAGGGAGCUGCGAGCCCCGACGGGCCCGAGGCGCACAUUCUCCGCACCGUCCGCGAGCGCAAGUCCGCGGAGCGCUGGGGCGCGGAGCUGUGGCUCGGUCACCGGAUCGAGGACCUCAGGCGGCGCUGGGCUUCCCCUGGGCAGCGCGGCAGGGACGCCCGCACGCUCUUCGAGGUGCCCAGGGGCAGCGAGGAGUUCCGCAUGGUGGCCCAGGUGUUCAAGGCCGAGCCGGCAGAGGCCAGCGCCUACAACGUGGGCCGCCAGGGCUUCGCGAGCACCACGGUCCUCGCCGUGCACCGCGUGGAGAACGGCCUCCAGGCGGACGGGUGCUCGAGGCCGUACACGGACGCGCUGAGCAGGUCCUUGGAAGAUCAGGGCGUGAGCUUCGAGCCGGGGGUGCACACUUGCUGGGCCUUCCACGGGACCCGCGACAUCGAUUCGAUCGUCGGCAACCCGAUGGCGGGUUUCCAGCCGCUCGCCGCGGGAUUGGGCAGCCGGGCCCUUUGGGGUUCUGGGACCUAUUUCGCCCGGGACGCGAAGUACGUUGCGGACGGCGGCUUCGACCUCACGGGAGGACGGACAGCCGACGGCAGCCGGAGGAUGCUGAUGUGCCUGCUGGCGACUGGCAUGCCGUGCCUCGGGGACCCAGGGCACAAGGGCGUCCUGCCCUUCCGGAGGCCGCCGCACCGGUUCCACUCCGCGGUGGACUCGGUGGCGAAUCCGGAGAUCUACGUGGUGCAGCACCCUGGUGCAGCGCACCCCGCGUAUGUGAUAACUUUCGCUGCUGCAUGUCUCUAA